AGCCCUGGGGCAGGGAGCUGGCCGUGCCAAUGAAGUAUCCUGGGCGGCAGGGGCUGCGGCGCGCCGUGCCUAGGGGAAGGGGCUGCGGCGGUGCGAUCAGCGCAGCCAGCUGACUGCCAGCCGCGCUAGCUCCGCCUCUGAGCAGCCGCCGGAGCUGAAGCAGGAAAGCGGGUCCGGAAGCGGAAAGACGCGAGGCCCAGGCGUGGAAGCGGCCGGGCGGUCCCCGGCGGGGUGAGGGCUGGAGAUGAGCGCGGAGCUGCUCACGCUAGACGGCCUCGUCCACGUCUUCUCCUACCUGGAGGCACCGGAUCUGCUCCGCGCCGCGCGGGUCAACCAGGCAUGGAACGAAGCCGCAGGCACAACUUCCCUAUGGCGAAGGCUGUGCCUAGAUCAUUGGACCUUUUGCAAUAUUUCCAACCUGACUCCAGGUAUGCAGACAUGGAAACAGUACUAUCUCCACCGCUCCAAACUUGAGCAUGAAAUGGCAUCAGGUCGGCCAUCAGCUGAUUAUAUAUGUCGGUCCAUGAGAGGGCAUAAAGGUAAAAUAGUUGGUAUGGCUUAUCUCUCAGACAACGAGCACGUGUUUGGUGGUGGAAAGCUGAGGUCUGUGGUUUGCACUGCAUCUACGGAUGGCACUAUCCGAGCAUGGCAGGUCCAAGAGGGUACACAGAUAUGGUCAAGUCCAUCCCAGGAAGUGCCAUUUAGAAAGGUUAUUACUGUCCCAGAGUACAAACUAGCCAUCAGCACAGACGCCCGUGGAACCAUCAAAGUGUGGCAUGGAGAAAGUGGGGAAGAGCUUGCUGCAUUCUCCACAUCAUCAUCCUCAUCCAGUUUGGUUACCUACUCAGUGAACAACAAGCCCUUCCUCACUGCAUCCACUGCAGGAGGUGUUAUCUAUACGCUAGAAGUUCCUAAUCUAAAUCAGGUUUCAUGUAUUACAGCAUUUCAAAACUCUAGCAUUGAUUUAUUACUUUGUUCACCAGAUGAGCAAUGGCUAGUUGCUGGAUCUACGGAGAAUGCAGAUACAUCUCCAAAGAUAUUUUAUACAGAUUGCUUGAUUAACCCAGCAGAUGAAUCACCUGUAUCUGGUUCGCUGCCUGUCAACAAUUGUGCUGUAGCCUGCUGGUUACCAAAAGCACCAGCAAGAAUAGCAGUAAUGCAGCAAGAUCGCAUGUCAGUUCAAAGGAUCAUCACAGUGUUUGAUCUAGCUGUCAAAAAGUCUAAAUAUAAAAUGGAAGUUCUAGCUCAACAGGUUGCAAGUUUUACACUACCAGAAAGAACUUGGACCACACCAGUUAUGAAAGGACAUGGAACAGAAACAAUUCUUCUAGGAUGUGGAUCAAACUUGGAACUAUAUUCAAUUUUUGGGACUCAAUUAGAAGCUUUCCAGCAUCACAAUAAUACAAUCACUUCGAUCUGGGUGGAUGCUUUUCGUGUUAUCACAUCAUCUUUCGAUCUCUCACUCCGUGUGUACACAUGGAAAAAAGUAAACAAAAUCUCUUCACUGACAAGUCGCUAUUACUUACUAGGGGGAACCCACAGAUGGUCAAGGGGCUUUACGGAUGUGGCGUGUGACAACAUCAGCAUCGUAGGGGCUCUCGAGACUUCACCUCUGGAUAGACAGCAAGAUGCAGAGCAAGAAAGGGAGAGAGACUUAGAAUUUACUGUUCCUGACUAGAACUAGGGUGGCACUACAAGAGCAGUGCAAUAUAGAAUUGAUGACUUCCUCUUCCCCAAACCAGAUGAAAGAAUUACAUAGAGAAUUUUUGUAUUUUGGAAGUUUAGCAAAUACAACUUCCAGAAAAUGACAACCACAUUUUAAAAUAUCUCAAGAAGUUUUAUAGCAAAUGUCUUUAUGUAUGUUUAUGAAAUGCAGGCAGACUAAGAACUCAAUGUAAGAACAAAAUUCAAGUUCUAAAAAAAGAAUAACGAAGUGUUUGGACUUUCAAUUUGUAUUUGUACAGUUAUUUGCCUGAGCUUGAGAUGCACAAGUAGUAAAUACCUACAGUAUAAGCAGUCACACCUGUAAGUUUUGCAUUCUAUAGUCAACUUGUGAUUGUCACAUUUAGUUAUAGUGUAUUUUAAAUUAACUGAAAUAAGUGAAAUACAAGUUCCACAGGUCUUAAUCUUCACAACUAUAGAAGUGAACAAGCAUGGUACUGUACUGAAUAAGCAAGAUAAAAUGGAUUAAUUUAUAUUUUUAUGUAGGACCAACGGGGUGCAAUGGGCAAGUUUACUGCUCAUUACUCUGCUCCAAUGGGAGUUGCCUGUGGUCAUCAGGUGCUGUUUCUCCCCUGCAUAUAACUUCACCAGGUGAUGAUCCAGGACAAUCCACCAAAAUCUCAGACCUCCCCAUUCCAGCUGCAAUAGUCAGCAGAAGUGAAUUCAGGGCAUCCUAGUCUCCACCAGACCAGCAGGAUUCCCUCUAGAGCAGAGUUCUAAGCUUCCAAUCUGGGCUUUAAUUUCAGUCCCAGAUCUCCUCUAGAGCAGCAGCUCUACAAUACAUUAAAACCUCAGAGUUAAACGCCAGAGUUGAACUAACCAGUCACCCACACCCCUCAUUUGCACAGUUCUGGUUCCAAUCAGGCAGCAGCAGAGGGGGGGGAAAGCAAAUACAAUGCAGUACUGUGUUAAACGUAAACU
Mauremys reevesii (Reeves's turtle) is the source of this 2643-nucleotide messenger RNA. It is a transcript of the gene FBXW12, whose product is annotated as F-box and WD repeat domain containing 12. NCBI's taxonomy places the organism in Eukaryota, Metazoa, Chordata, Testudines, Geoemydidae. The record is from RefSeq and is a predicted model, not a curated record. The coding region runs from base 245 to 1678 and encodes 477 amino acids. Gene Ontology annotation, molecular function: protein binding. The transcript has 12 exons.